Molecule: messenger RNA, 1207 nt
Organism: Phragmites australis (common reed)
Lineage: Eukaryota; Viridiplantae; Streptophyta; Magnoliopsida; Poales; Poaceae
Exons: 1
Coding region: 312-854 (180 amino acids)
Source: RefSeq, a predicted model, not a curated record
CACGUCGCCUCUCGCUAACAUGUUUACAAAGCUACCACUACGAACUUUCAAGUGCACACUUCCGUGUCUGUCCUAGGCCUAGUCUGUCCCCCUCAUGCAUGAAUAAAACCAGCCUGUCCAAGCCGGAGGCAGCUGUUGUGGGUGCGAGACAAACACCGCACCUUCCCCUCCUUCCUCCUCUGUCCACACCAAGAAGAGAUCUGGAAGAGGAGGACGAGGAAGAGUAGGAGGCCAAUUGCACCUGAACUUCUCUGCCCCCUUAUCUUCUCUAUCUCUUGCUUUGCUUGCUUCGAGUUGUCAGGGCGCCGGCCAUGGCCACCAUCCUGGAGAACAUCCAGAAGGCGAGGUUCCUGCCGACCAGGCCGCUCAAGGACGAGCUGCCCACCUUCCAGAGCGGCGUUGGCAAGGAGAGCCACCUGAUGGGCCUGAGGAAGAGGCUGUCCUCCUUCUCCGGCAAGAUCCAGCCCAUCUCCUCCGCGUCGGCCGAGUGGGCGUUCCGGCGGUCCAAGUCGGCGCCUUCGCUCGGCGCUGCGUUCGCCGCCGGUGGCUCACUGAGGGGGUGGUGGGAGUGGGGCGUCGGCUGGCUCAUGUCCAAGAAGCCCGGCUUGGCCGGCGACCUCGAGAUGAACGAGGAGGCCGCGGCCAUCGGCCGCCAGAGCAGGGGCAGCUGGGGCCACAUCCUCUACAAGGUGCGCUCCAGCGUCCGGCGGCUCGUCAUGUCGGCGCACUCGCUGCCGACGACGCAGAAACAGUCCCUGCCGUCGGCGGUGCAGAAGGUCCAGUGCAAGCCGGCGGCGUUCGCCUACACGCAGAGGCAGAGCUUCCACCAUAACGGCCACACCAUGGCGCACUAAGAACAUCGCAGUUGCAGAUGUUCUUUCACAAUCAGAAACAACGAGGUGACUGGUCUCCAUGAGAUCCAAAUGGAGAUGAUGCGAGGUUCAAGAAGAAGAUUCAGGUUCCAGGUGCGUGAGAUCGAUGAAGAUAUUGCAAUACGAUUAUAAGUGGGAAAUAGCUCGGUGAAUUGAUGAAUGAAAUGUAGUUUUAUUGUUCUGUUCUUGUAGAUCUAGCGUCCCUGUAGAGGUGAAGUGUGCGCACGUUCUUUAUAUUCUUUUUGGUUCGUUUGACGAUGUAAAUGUAAAAUGUUUGGUUGAUUCGUAAUGGUUUUUGCCAUCCUGCAGUAAAUAAAACCAAUGCAAAUUGUGCU